Messenger RNA from Klebsormidium nitens, 987 nucleotides. NCBI's taxonomy places the organism in Eukaryota, Viridiplantae, Streptophyta, Klebsormidiophyceae, Klebsormidiales, Klebsormidiaceae. The record is from the annotation of a GenBank genome assembly.
AUGGCUUCCGCUGCGCGCCUCUCCCUCCUCUUCUUUGUUUCCGCUGUAAUCCUUUCCGGCGCUGCCGCGCAGCAGGUCAAUGUUCCGGUGACGGUGCAGUGCCUGAACGUGCUGGAGAACAACCAGAUCCUCAACGUUCCCGGAGCCAAUGUGGGCGUCAUCCAGGUCAUCGCGGCGGCUCUUGGCGGCGCCGGCCAGGCCCCGUCCGCGCUGUUCUUCAACAGCGGCAGCAGCACCAACAACUGCACCAACAACCAGAACUUCAACAGCAACUCCACGUGCAGCUCCGCCAUUGGCCCCGUCAACCUGGGCGUUCUCGGCCAGGGCACUCUCACCCCCUGCUACACCGAGCCCCCCGCAGGCGGCCGCAAGCUGCUGCAGCAGAUCAACGUCCCGGUUACGGUUCAGUGCUUGAACCUGCUGGAGAACAACCAGAUUCUCAACAUCCCCGGACUCAAUGUGGGCGUCAUCCAGGUCAUUGCGGCGGCUCUCGGCGGUGCCGGCCAGGCCCCAACUGCACUCUUCUUCAACAGCGGCAGCAGCACCAACAACUGCGUCAACAACCAGACCUUCAACAGCAACUCCACGUGCAGCUCCGCAAUUGGCCCAAUCAAUGCUGGCAUUUUGGGUCAGGGCACUCUCAUCCCCUGCUACAACACCCCCGCCACCCCCGCCCCCACCGCCGGCGGCCGCAAGUUGCUGCAGCAAGUGAACGUGCCGGUUACCGCCCAGUGCGUUAACCUGCUGGACAACUCCCAGGUUGCCAACAUCCCCAACGCGGUCGUCCAAGUGAUCGGAGUGAUUGCCGCAGUGGCCGGCGGAGGCGGUCAGACCCCGUCUGCCAUCUUCUACAACAGCGGCACCUCCACCAACAACUGCCAGAACAACCAAGAGUUCACCAGCACCAGCAACUGCUCUUCCGCCAUUGGACCCGUCAACGCUGGUGUUCUCGGCCAGGGAACUCUGAUCCCGUGCUACGGGUCUUAG